AUGCCGCAGGGAUCUUUUUCUCUAUCCGGAUUCAUGGGUGGUCAAUUGAGCAAAAAAGCUGAAAAGGGUUCUCACCCACAGCUGGAAAUGAUCUCAGAUUCGCAGGUUACGCCGGAUCUGAGCUCAUACGAGGCCGCAUGUAGAGCCGAUCCAGACCUUCAAUCCUUCGAUUGUACUCUCCAGCAACGCACCAGCCGAGUUAUCAACACUCUUGCCAAUGGCGUCGAGGUUCGAUCUCUUACCCUAGACUCUCUCGGAGAAGUCACCGAGUGUUUACUUGAAAUGAAUCAGGAAGUGGUGAAAAUAAUUUUAGAUAGCCAGAAAGACAUUUGGAAAAACCCAAAACUUUUUGAUCUAGUUGAGCUCUAUUUUGAUAACAGUCUUAAAACUCUAGAUUUCUGUACUGCACUCGAAAAACGUCUCAAACGAUCUCUCGACAGCCAGAUUAUUAUUGAACUCGCAUUGAAACGAUUCGAGAAAGAACAUAGAGAAGGGUCACAUAAUGUAGAAAAUUCAUUCUCCAAGACUUUACAAGAAUUGAGAAAUUUUAAGGUUGCGGGUAACCCAUUUGACGAUGAAUUUCUCUUGUUGUUUCAAUCAGUUUACAAACAACAAUUGAUUAUGCUACAAAAGUUGCAAGUUCAAAAGAGUAAACUUGAUAAAGAACUGAAGUCUGCGAAGACAUGGAGGAAGGUGUCAAAUGUAAUUUUUGGGGUUACUUUUGUGGCAGUGUUGAUUUGCUCGGUGGUGGCAGCGGCAAUUGCAGCACCACCAGUGGUGACAGCAUUGGCAGCUGCAGCAUCUGUGCCAUUGGGGUCAAUGGGUACAUGGAUUAAGUCGAUUUGGGAUAAGUAUGAGAAUGAAAUCAAAGGGGAAAGAGCGAUAAUUAAUUCACUGGACAUUGGGACUUAUGUUGUGAUAAAGGACUUGGAUAGCAUAAGGGUGCUUGUGGAUAAGUUGGUAAUUGAGAUCGAGUCGUUGUUGCAGAAGGCAGAAUUUGGUCUCAGUGAAGAGGAGGGUGUGAUGUUGGUGGUCGAUGAUAUAAGGAAGAAGCAGAGUGUGUUUAUGCAAAUCAUUGAGGACUUGAGCCAGCGUACUGCAACGUGUAGCCGUAAUGUAACGAGGGCUAGGACGAUGAUCAUGCACAAGAUUAUCAACAAUCCUAGCAGUAGUACUAGCUGCUGAAUUAGUACUUUGGUAUGCUCUACUGCUGAUAAAGACCUUGUUUGUGAUCUCAUUUUAACUUUUAUAUUCUCAGUUGUAAAAAUUUUAAUUCAAGAAUGUUAAAAAUUAGAUGGUAAACAAGACAAAAAAAUUUAUCGAUAGAGACG
This is a messenger RNA of Ilex paraguariensis (yerba mate), 1331 nucleotides long. The record is from the annotation of a GenBank genome assembly. Lineage: Eukaryota; Viridiplantae; Streptophyta; Magnoliopsida; Aquifoliales; Aquifoliaceae.